Messenger RNA from Plasmodium gallinaceum, 696 nucleotides. Its product is annotated as conserved Plasmodium protein, unknown function. Gene Ontology annotation, biological process: intracellular protein transport; vesicle-mediated transport. Gene Ontology annotation, cellular component: clathrin coat of coated pit; clathrin coat of trans-Golgi network vesicle. Gene Ontology annotation, molecular function: structural molecule activity. The record is from RefSeq and is a predicted model, not a curated record. The transcript has a single exon. Lineage: Eukaryota; Apicomplexa; Aconoidasida; Haemosporida; Plasmodiidae. The coding region runs from base 1 to 696 and encodes 231 amino acids.
AUGAGUGAAUUAAAUGAUUUUGAUCAAUUUAAUUUUAACAGUUAUGAACAUUUUAGUAAUAAUAAUACAAUUGAUAAUAUUCUCAACAAUGAUAGUUAUGAAAAAAGUGAAUUAGAUAAAUUAAAAAAUUUAAAUGAUAACUUUAAUCAAAAUAUAAAUUACAAUAGUAUGAACAGUUCAUUAAAUGAUUUUAAUAGAGAUAUUAAUACAGUCAAAAGAGAAAAUGAGAGUUCUAGUAGUAAUAAUAAAUACAACACUAGCAAAAAUGAAAACUCUAAUAAAAGCAUAACAUUUCCACGAAAAGAAAGUAAAAUGUCUUUUGAAAAUUCUUAUGAACAAUUUUUUGAAAAAGAAUCAGAUAUAUCAGACACAGAAGAAUCCAACAUUUGGGAAAUCGAAAGAUUAAAAAGAAUAGAGGAGAGAAAAGAAUAUGAAAAAAGAAAAAAAAUAGAAAUAAAGGAAAAAGCGGCAGAAGAUCUAAAGAAAUGGUAUGAAGAAAUGGCCGUUAAAAUUGAAGAAAAAAAAAAAUUAUUUAACAAACAAAAAUCGGAAGAAAAAAAAAAAGAAGAAAAUUUAGAAAAUAAAACAUGGUUAAAGGUCUCUCAGUAUUUAGAUUUUGAAAAAGGUGAAUAUUUUAAAGAAAACAGCAGAAUAAAACAAAUUCUAUUAAAAUUAAUAAAAAAGGAAAAUUCUUAA